UUUCCAUGUAUUGUAGUAUGUACUCCAUUAUUUUUCUUUCUGAUUCUUGCUUUUCCCAUUUUAAGGGUGCUAUAUAUAUUUCUUCAUGAGAGGAGAGACAAAAGGCAUAGACAAAAAGCAUAGACAAAAUAUGGGAAGAGCACCUUGUUGUUCUAAAAUCGGACUGCACAGAGGACCAUGGACUCCCAGAGAAGACACCUUGCUCAUAAAGUAUAUUCAAACUCAUGGAGAAGGCCACUGGAAAUCUCUUCCCACAAAAGCUGGACUUCUUCGAUGUGGGAAGAGUUGUAGGUUGAGAUGGAUGAACUAUUUGAGACCUGAUAUCAAAAGAGGGAACAUUACUCCGGACGAGGAUGACCUUAUUAUUAGAUUGCAUUCCCUUCUUGGCAACCGGUGGUCUCUCAUCGCCGGUAGGAUUCCUGGUCGAACCGAUAACGAGAUAAAGAACUACUGGAACACUCACCUCAGCAAGAAACUUCUAAGCCAAGGAACUGAUCCGACUACCCAUAAAAAACUCAUGGGGCCAGUACAAGAAAAAGCAACUAGGAAGAGAUCAUCAAGAAACACCAAAGCCAACAGCAAGAACAAAGCGAAAGCUGAGUCGGAAACAGUCAAGGUACAUCUUCCAAAGCCCUUUAGGAUUGCUCCCUUAUCAUUACCCAGAAACAACAGCUUCGAAUGCAAUAUCUUAAGCAUUGCAUCCUCCAGCCAAGGUGGAGGAAGAGGAGGAGGAGGAGGAGGAGGAGGAGAGGGAGGAUUAUUGGCUACGGAAGUAGUCCAAGUUCCAAGGCCAGACGGUACAAAAGAUGACGGCGAGGUCACAGGGUUUCUUCUCGGGUACGAUGAUCUUCACUUUCACAUGCACGAUCGUUUAGUAAUUAACAACAGCUCAGAUUUGGAGUUCCAGCCAAAUAAUUUACCCGUAGGAAAUGAGGGUUCCUUAGAAAAGCUUUACGAAGAAUAUCUGGAGCUCCUGAAGACUAGUAGUGGUGAUGAUCAAAAUCAAAAACAAUUGGAUUCCUUUACGGAGUCAUUAUUGAUAUAAAAAGUCAAAGUAUUAAUUACGUGCACCUAUCAUUAUUUAUUAUCUCAUCCAUCAUCACUUUGGUUAGCUAUCUUUAUGUGUGUGGGCUAUGAUUAAAAUUAAGUUUAUGAU
Molecule: messenger RNA, 1156 nt
Organism: Rubroshorea leprosula
Lineage: Eukaryota; Viridiplantae; Streptophyta; Magnoliopsida; Malvales; Dipterocarpaceae
Source: the annotation of a GenBank genome assembly